UAACACGAAGGUUAUUUUACAUGAGGGAGGGACUGUUUUGGAGCAACAACAAUAACCUGCGAAUAACUGGGAAAAGCAAAGAAGACGCUUUUGAUUCAUAGCUGAAAAGGAGCGUUUGUUUUCUUCCAAAUAUUACAAGAGAGGUGAAGCAUCAUGGGGAAACACAACAGCAAGCUGGCUCCGGAGGUCCUGGAUGACCUGACCAAGAACACCGAAUUCAACGAGGCAGAGCUCAAGCAGUGGUACAAAGGCUUCCUCAAAGACUGUCCGUCUGGCAUUCUCAACCUGGAGGAGUUUCAGCAGCUCUAUGUUAAGUUUUUCCCAUACGGUGAUGCCUCCAAGUUCGCCCAACAUGCGUUUCGGACAUUUGACAAGAACGGUGACGGGACCAUCGACUUCAGAGAGUUCAUUUGUGCCCUGUCCAUCACCUCCAGGGGCAGCUUCGAGCAGAAACUCAACUGGGCCUUCAACAUGUACGAUCUGGACGGGGAUGGAAAGAUCACGCGCAUGGAGAUGCUUGAGAUCAUAGAGGCCAUCUACAAGAUGGUGGGCACAGUGAUCAUGAUGCGUAUGAACGAGGACGGGCUGACCCCUCAGCAGCGCGUGGACAAAAUCUUCUCCAAGAUGGACAAGGACCACAACGAUGAAAUCACCCUGGAAGAGUUCAAAGAGGCCGCCAAGUCUGAUCCUUCCAUCGUCCUACUGCUGCAGUGUGACAUGCAGAAGUAGAGAGGGAUGGGUGGAGAUACAGAGGGAGGGAGGGGAGGGACGGGGGAAAGAGUUGAACUGAAACAAGAGAAGGAAAAAGGAUAUGAGAACAGAGAGGCAGGAGAUGAAGGGGGGGGGUACAGUUAAAGGGAGGAGGAGGAGACAGGUAGGGAUGACUAGAAGUGAACCAUGUUUGGAACACAAUGGACCUCUGAUUGAUGCCAUUCUUUUCUUCCAGCACUGCGGCGCUUCUGCUUCAGUCUAGAUGGGUCUCUUUAUAAAUUCGGUCUGGUGAUCUGUGAAAGGUGGAAAUCCUGCCAGCUCAUUUUGGAAUAGGCCAAAAAAAAAAAAGAAGAAAAAAAAAAGAAGAUAUAUAGUAGGGAUUUACAGAGGAAAUACAGUCAGUAGAAGUGUCACUCACACUUUCACACUGGCAGACUCUCUGCCUGGCAUGUGAGACUACAAGGCUGCAGGGUGACUUGAGUGCAAAUGUCAGCUGUCUUACAGCUACGACGGCUACAUUCUUCUUGCUUUACCCAACUUUCUUAUUUGUAAAGUAAAGUACAUUGGCUACUCCUUCCAAGAUCCUAAUCUUAAAAGAAGUAAUUGCAAAGCAGGUUGUUUUCAUUUGAUGUAAGUUAACAUGGAAUGUAUUAUUUGAUUACGUAUUACCAUUUCCCAUCAUUUCCCCAAAUCACACCUAUUUGUUUAAAAAGGAACAGUUUAUUACUUUGGAAAAAUGCGCUUAUUCACUUUCUUGCAGAGAGUUAGAUGAGGAGAUUGAUAUCGCUCUCCUCUGAAGCUGGAGUCAGGUGACGGUUAGCUUAGCUUAGCAUAAAGAGUGAAAACAAGGGGGAAAAAAAGCUUGGCUCUGUGAGUUAAAGAAAAAUCUGCCUACCAGCACCUCUAAAAUUCACCAGUGAACAUGUUAUGUCUCCUUUGUUUAGGUUUAACCUGUACAAAUACUGAGACGUACAACAAGCUGCAGUUUUGUUUUUCUUUUGUUUACCUUUUGACAGAACCAUGCCGUGGCUCUGCUGAGCUAAGCUAAUCGUCUCAUGGCUCAAGGUUCAUACUCACCAUACAGACGUUAGAGUGGUGUUACUGGUGAUAUAGUGGUGUUAGGAACCAAAUAAACAUAUUUUCCAAAAAAAAAAUCAAACUAUUCCUUUAACGUAUCAUCAGGUACCAGUCUGAAUUCUGGCACCCACAAUGCCAAUUUUGAAACACGCCCAGUGUUCGGAUGCUGUGCUCCGUGGGAAAGCUUGAAAAAAAAAAGGAAUGGCAUCAAACCAACUGAGAGCCUGUUGUUUGGUCCAUAUGGUUCAUGUAGAGCGACAAGAGAGAAGCAAAUGUUAUGCUGAUGGAGAAUUAUGUAAGUGAAUAUUACCAUUAGCCGUGUGUGAGUAAGAAUGUGUGUGAGGAUAAAUGUGACAUUUUACGAGCAAAAUAUGCUUGUUCCCAGACCAACCUGCCCCCUCUGCGUGUUUGUGUGUGUGUACAGUUGCAUUCAUUAGAUCCUCAACAAUCCACAAUCAGUCAAAUAGCACUUGAAGAGCGCAUCUCCGAUAGAAUACAGCAUGGUGUCCAGAUGCUUUACACUCUAAGUAUGAGGCAGGCAGGUGAUGAAUGUCUCAGACGGCUGCCUCCCGCAGCAUGGUGAAGCAUACUGAUGUGCUAAUCAGUGACUUCUGGCUGCACGUAAAGCUUUUCCACAUAUGCUAGCAAAAUCAAUAUCUUAUGAUUACAUUCAUUUCAUUAAAAGGACAUGUAAUUAGGUUAAAAUAAAGCCGUACCCUCCACAUAAUGUAAUCUGGACCCUCCAGCAGGUUAACAUGCUCCCUGCAUGGCUCUCAUUGGGAUUUAUUUUAGGUUACAUUUGCAUGCCAGCUACAGUGUGCCGAUGGCCUGAGGUGAUAUACAAUGUGACAAAUUUACAUUAUGUUUUUAAUUUUAAUGAUCGCAAGAGGAAGAAGAAUGACAUGAAAUAAUUACAGCAGCUUGUAAAAUUUAAAGCCAUCAUGUGUAGAAUUCUUAUGAGGAUAUAAUUUCCUUCACACUCGAGGUUUUUGUUUGGGAGAAAAAUGCUGUAAAAACUGGCACAGUCUUGUGUGAAUGUGUAAGUCUGUUCAAAUUCGACACACAUUGGCUUUAAAGCCCCAAAACACUUGGUUUCAGAAUUUCUUUAAAACAUUUAAUAUUAACGGCUACAGAAUCUGAAAUCGAUGUUCAAGGUUGGAAAACAAUUUCCUUAAAAGUUUAAAGUUUAGCUAUUGGUCAGUUUUGAUAUUGCUACAUAGCCAGUAUUAGCAGUAACAGCUGCUACAACAGAAAAUUUGUGAGUUCAGCAUCAAACUUUAUGAGCAAACGAUCCUGCAACUGCCGUCACAUUCUGAUUCAAAUAUUGGUAAUCUUGGAUUGGUCGAAAGAAAUAAAUGAAAUCACCUUUUUCCAACCGAACCCCGCCCAGUAUCUCAGAUGUAACCUGUCUAAUUAAUUUGCACAAAUAUAAUUUGCCAACAGUGCAAUAACUCAUACUUAUGAGUUGUUUCAUCAUUAGAAAAUAUUAGAUUAAGUUCUUUCUCUGUUGCAGCUAAUUCACUUUAAAAAGACUGUUACUGUUUGGGGUAUUAGUUUCAUGCAUGGGUUCAGUUUUAAAUGUUCAGUUUUUAAAUUUGACUUUUAACUAAAUUCUGAUGAGUUAUUAUAUUAUCUGCAGGUGCAUGUGCUUUGGAUAUGUUUUAACUGCCUCUCAUGUGAAGUAAAAUUGUGAGUUUGGGCAACAAAACUGAACUAAUUAGAAAUCUGAAGCAGAACCAGAAAAAGAUAAACAUCCAGAAUAAUAUGAAAUGUGGUUUUGCCUCUGUAAGACCAGCAAUUAUAGCAAUAGAAACUACAGUGUGAAGUGGGGAUAAUCAGGACAAUAAUUACAUGCUGUAUGACAGAAACGGUAUUUCUCCGAAAGGCCAAACCUGCUUCCAUGAAAAGCUGAAAUAACCGUCUCUUCCUCUCCCACUGUUCUGCUCUCCCCGCUUUUUGUCUUCCUCCUCCCUAAAUGUCAGAGAGGAAGUGCUUUGAUAAUAGGUGAAGGGAGAGGAACUUUGCUGAACUCAGCUCAGAUCUAAAAUCAAUGUGAAAAAGAGCAAAGGUUGAAGAGGAAGCUUGGUGUGUGUGUGUGUGUGUGUGUGCUUUGUGUGCUCACAAAGCAGAAAACUAAGGUGUUAUUCUACCUGUACAUUGAAGAGUCAGAAAGAUUGUGGAUUAUAAUUACCAGUGUAGUCUGGUGGAUCAGCUUGAAAAAUCCAGGGGAACAAAUGUCCACUACUAUUUUACAUAACAUAAAAAAUUAGAGCGUUAGAUGAGGAGAUUGAUAACACUCAUCAUACAGUAUCUGUAUGUUACAUAUAUUAACUGUUAGCUUAUCUUAGCGCAAGACUCCAAGCAGCAGAAAUCAGCUAGCUAAUUAACUUUUUAUACAGAGUGAAGAAACAGAAAGAUAUAAUGUGCUAAUUAGUGAUUUACAGGUGUAGGUAGGCAGAUUUUUAACCUUUUGGACAGAGCCAAGUUAGCUAGCUUAGCUUUUAGUGCUUAGCAAGCUAAGCUAACUGCCUCCUGGCAGCAGCUUCAUAUUUAGCAUAAAGCUUUGAAAGUGGUAUCAAUCUCCUCAUUUAAUUCACACUAAGGAAGAUAUGCGCAGAUUUCCCAAAAUGUUUGAUAAAUGUUUUUAUCACAUUUUAUGGUAAACAUCAGGUCAAGGACAAAUACGACAGAGAUACAGUAUUUUACAUUUAAAGAAAAAAAGAACCACACAGCUACGAGAAUCCGGCUUAAAAUAUGUUACAACAAGUUUCAUGUUAAUGCGAAGUCCGUCAUCUUAGUUCUAACUGUGUGAGUAAGGAACUGUGAGGGGGCUGUAUCUUCCCUUUGUGAAGAACUGACCUGUGUACAGUGCCUGUGGAUUUAUGAAAGAAGGCACCUUGUCUUUAAAACUUAGCAAGUUGACAGAUAUUUCCAGGACAGUUACCUCAGUUAGGAGCCCCACUACCAUGAAAA
Seriola dumerili (greater amberjack) is the source of this 4761-nucleotide messenger RNA. Its product is annotated as hippocalcin-like protein 4. NCBI's taxonomy places the organism in Eukaryota, Metazoa, Chordata, Actinopteri, Carangiformes, Carangidae. The coding region runs from base 154 to 729 and encodes 191 amino acids. Gene Ontology annotation, molecular function: calcium ion binding. The transcript has 4 exons. The record is from RefSeq and is a predicted model, not a curated record.